This is a messenger RNA of Pimephales promelas (fathead minnow), 4377 nucleotides long. RefSeq names its product reticulophagy regulator family member 3 (gene retreg3). Lineage: Eukaryota; Metazoa; Chordata; Actinopteri; Cypriniformes; Leuciscidae. Gene Ontology annotation, biological process: reticulophagy. The record is from RefSeq and is a predicted model, not a curated record.
AGCUCUGACUGUAAUAAUCCUGAUGCCAUUGGCCAGAUCAAGCCCGGCCUCCAUACCGCUCCCUCUCUCUGUUGCUCCCGCGACAAAAACAACGACUGGACAUGACAGCUGCACGGUGACACGGUUAAAUAAGACCCGUGCUGACCCAUACAAGUAUUAAUAUAGCAAAUUAGACCCAAUAAUGGGUUUUGUUUCACGUUUGUUCUGUAUGAACGGCGGCAGCCUCUUGAAAACACGAGGUCUGCCUACACUUGCUCAGUCCUGAGCGGCUUCCGGCUAAGCUAGCUCGCGAUCUCCAGCUCGGGUUUUGUUUCUUAGCAUUAACUUAAAGUAUAUUUUGUUGGUGUUCUUGCCGUCACGUGUUUAAAACAUGUCUCAUACGGGUGGAGCAGCGGUAGACGCGACUGAAAGCAGCGGUUGUUCGAUGAAGCUGCGCUCCUCCGCCAGCGUCGGCCUCCGGAGCGGCUCGUGCUCCGGCGAGAGGCUCGAGCAGCUCCGCGCGGUGAAAUCAACGCUGCUUGAGCGGCUGGGACCGCACGAGCGCACGCUCACCUAUCUGCAGUCUGUAUUGUUGUGGGAGAGACCCUUUCACAGCGUCCUAUUGUACAUGGCCGCCAACGUCAUGUUCUGGUUUUUUGCUCUGAGCUCUUUGAGGUUGCUCUUUCUGCUGGCAUCAGGUCUGGCCCUGGGAGUUUGUGUCGACACAUGGAGGAAUAAGAUCUGGCCUAAGAUCAGAGUGAAAAGACAAGAUGAGAGUGAGAAUGAAAGCUGGGGUCUGGUGCAACCUGGGACUUUGAGUGUCCCUGAAUUAUGCCACCACCUGGCUGAGAUUUGGGUUACAGGGUCUUCCUGUGCAACAGAUAUUGUGCAGUUCAAACGGCAAAAUCCAGGGAAGUUUUGUAUGCUGUUUUGUGGCCUGUUCACCUUAGUGGCCAUGGUGGGGCGCUACAUCCCUGGACUGGUGCUCUCAUACGUGGCUUUGCUGGGUGUGUUGCUGUUUCCACUGGCUUUGUAUUAUCGGCUAUGGCAGCGUGGAUGUUUGAAGCUGGAGCCAGCCCUGCAGUGGCUGGACUUCAGCGCCAAAGGAUACAUGAUGUUAAAGCCCAUAGAAAACCCAUUUCUUCGAAAACCCAUCAGGAGAGGGACCUCAGAUGAUGCUAGUGAUAGCGAAGAGGAACUGGCUGCGUUCUGCCCAACGUUUGACGAAGCAUUGGUUGCUAAGGAACUGGCUCUGACUGACUCUGAGCACUCUGAUGCAGAGAUGUCGUACAUGGAUAACGGCACCUUUAACCUCUCCAGGGGUCAAACACCCCUCACAGAGGGCUCGGAGGAUUUAGACAGGCACAGUGAUCCAGAGGAAUCAUUUGCCUGUGGGCUUCCAGACUUUCCCUCCAUCAACCCAGAUGCCACCCUGAUGGAGGACGAUGAUGAUGCCAGCUUCGGGCUGCCCAGUCUCAACUCGGCCGCGUUCUCCGGCCCUCGCGGCUCUACUACCUCUGCCCUGUUGGAUCUGGACACCCAGAUGGACUCUGAUCAGGAAGACCUCGACCCCGAGAUCUCCCUAGGCUCCCUAAAUACUACCUCUGACCUUGCCAGUAACCUGGCAGGGGUCAUCGCCAGCAACAUGAUCCAGGCAGCCAUCGCAGGAGCCAUGCAGCCCCGGCCACCGCAAGGUCCUCGGAGAGAGAGUGGCCCACGGCCAGGAGCAGCUCCGAGGGGAUUCAGAAAGCAGUCGAGCUCGGAGCUGGACACAGACCUGGACUUUGAUGGAGAGGACUUUGAGAUGUUGGAUCAGUCCGAGCUGAACCAGUUGGAUCCUUUGGGAGGUGGGCAGGGAGGUCAGAACAGAAACCAGGGGUCGAGUUUCCUAUCCAACUUACUGGGGAAGCCACAGUGAGCCCGUCUUACAGAUGCUACCUCCGUCUGUUUGCUCCUCAUGUCCUUGCACCUUGAUCCUAGUAGAAGUUGUUUGCAGUGUCGCUUUGAAUGUCUACUGAGAUGCUUUCAAUUUAUCUGAGCGAGUGAGAGAGAGAAAGAGAGAGAGACUUUGUUUGUUUUGCACUGUUAAUGUAAUAUUAGAUUCUCCUUCCAGGUUUCCUCCACUGGCUGCAGUUGAUAUCACUGUGAAGUAAUCUAGUCUGAAUCUUCUCCUUUUAUGCUCCGUGAGCUUCCUUCCUUGUCCUCUCGUUUAAAAGACUCUUGGUAGGCUAAGCAAUAGCACAACAAUCAGAACCAUUUAAAAUGAUCCGAAAUUUCUUUAAGUUCUUAUAAACCAGCAAACAGCAUACAAGUCUUAUAGAUCUUUCACAUGUUUCUUUUUCAUACAGACUGAAUUGUUGUUAUCUUCAAUAAUAACACACAUGGGACCAAAUCAGACAUUCCACCCCCAAUGCUGAGUCAAGACGAUUAAUGUUUGCAAAAUAUUAAGUUGCCUGUAAGGAAGAUUGUGAAAUCUACAGUCAAUACGUCAUUGAGCAGAGGACACUAAAGAAGUAGCAGUUACUUAUUAUCUCAUGAUGUUAUUAAAGGGGAUAGUUCACCCAAAAAUUAACCUUCAUUUACUUUUUCUCAUGUCAUUCCAAACCUGUAUGACUUACUUUCUUUUAUGGAAAACAAAAAAAAAAAUGUUUAUACAGGUGUGGAAUGACAUGAGAAAGUAAAUGAUGACAAUUUUUUUUAAAAAUUUUUUUUACUUACUAACUGCACAUUCUUUUCACCAGGUCUUGUCUGAUGGUAAAGUUAUUUCUUCAUUUCUUGAAAACCAAGGAAUAGGGUUAAUAAAUGACAGUAACUCUUAUGAAGAUAACUCCUAAUGAAGAUCUUUGUUGUAAAAUUAGGGCAAAUUUACAGUAUAUUGUAUUUAAAAUUGCUGUUUUUCAUCUGUUCAUCUGUCAAAAAAGAAGAAAAAACAACAACUAACAGCCCAGCAAUGCUGUCCAUCUGGAUAGCACGGCAGUGCAUUGAUUUUGUUUGUAAUGACUCUACCUCAAACAAGACAUAGGGCUGUAACUGCCACCUGUUUGUACACAGCCUCCUCUCUUCAAAAACACCUUUAACCGUUCGGACUUUAUACAGGAACUUUUAUACAGGUAGCAGCAGGAAAACUGUAGAUGUCUGCACCCUCUCAUCUGGUCUGGUCUGAUAUGAGAUUUAACAUUCAGUACAUUACUGAAGCACAAGAGGAUUUGAGAAAUCACCUUUCUUACUUCCUUUCUUGUGUUAUGAUGGAGCUGGCGGAAUUAAAUGAGUUGAAUUUGCUGUGUUUUUAGUAGAUGCUGACCCUUUUCCCAAGCUCAGUUUCUGUUUUUGACCCAAUGCUAAUAAACUCGUCAUUGCUGGCUUUGAUCGUUGUGUACACUGGAAAGUAGGAAACACACUGGGAAACUGCUGUACCAAUAAAAAGGCAUAAAGUUACCAGGGAUCAGUGAAGUGUUUUCUAUUUUCCAACUGUACCAUUUUUUUUUCUCAUUUUAAUUUGAAGUAGUGGAGCGUUGAAGAAAUGUGAUGAAUCAGCUUUUAUCUUUCGCACAGUCUGUCACUUUCUGCUAUUCCAUUUUGUUUAUUACAUUUAAAACAAGUCUUAAUCCAGGUUAGAAGAGUUAGAAGAGUGCUGUUUAUUGGAAUGUUUCGUCUUUUGCAACUUUUCUCUUGUUUUUGCUUGGUUGUGAGCCCUAAGAUUUUGAAUUGCUGAUAUUUUUUGAUUGCUGUGUUAAAAAAGGUUUGAUUGUGAAAGUUGUGGGAUACUUAUUUUUUUGAAAAUGGUUGAAGUAUAAUGCAGAUUUUCCCCUUUUUAACUUUUAUGUUUAUUCAUCAUUAUAAUUAAUGAUUUACUGUUUAUAUGGACACACUUUUCUGUUUAAAAAACUUUUUUUUUAAUUGAUUGAUAAAUUCUCCAUAUUUAUUUUGAAAAAGCAUCUAUAUAUAUAUAUAUAUAUAUAUAUAUAUAUAUAUUAUAAGUGUGUCAGUGUGAACACCAUUUAGUGGGAAAAAUCUCGGGACAUUUUCCCGUCUCUUCACCUCUUUGUGGUCGAUUUAAAGAAACGUCACCAGCAAUUCAAAUUGGACAAUGAAGUGGUGUUUUAUACAUAAAACAAAAUUAUGUCCUGUGUCAUCUAUUGAUGUUGUAUUGAUGUUAGUGAUUUAAAAAUAAAUCAGUUAGCAGUCUGCCAUGUUGAGGAAAAUGUAAAAUACAGAAUCAGUCAUCUUUUCUUUCUUUGUGUGAGUGUUUUUACAGGAGUCUUUCUGUAGCUGGAUUCUGCAAUGUCAGUGAUUUUUAUUUCUGUACAGUAGUACUGCCCUCUUCCAUUCUCUGUAAUUGAUUUUGAUAACUUUUGAUGUGCAAGACAAUAAACAAGUGAAUGAAUAUAUUAUAAAUAA